Molecule: messenger RNA, 2580 nt
Organism: Zea mays
Lineage: Eukaryota; Viridiplantae; Streptophyta; Magnoliopsida; Poales; Poaceae
Product: Putative disease resistance RPP13-like protein 1
Exons: 1
Coding region: 123-2096 (657 amino acids)
Biological process (GO): defense response to other organism
Molecular function (GO): protein binding; ADP binding
Source: RefSeq, marked predicted
UGCGAAAGCCACACGAAAGCGACGACCAAGGGAGAAUCCGUCAAUUCCCCAAUCCCCAUCCUCUCACCGGCGCAAACCCACGGGAUCCGUCGCGAUCGCGACGCAGCCUCCAAUUCGCGCCGAUGCCUGCCCCCGCGCCGUGGCCCGUGUCGCAGGACGUCGCGGCGCUCGCCGAUCGCGCCAGCGCCUUCUCCCGUGCCGUCGUCGGGCCCCGCAACGACCUGGGUGCUCUCGCGGCGGCGCUCCUUCGGAUCCAACCCGUAGCCCGCGAGCUCGAGCGCUGGAGGUGGCUCACGCCCGGCGACCCUGAGGUGCCCGACCUGCACGCCUGGCUCUUCGAGCUCAGGGACGCGGUGGCCGACGCCGAGAGCAUCCUAGAUGAGCUCCACCGCCGGCGCCAGAUCGGCCCUCCGCUCUCGGCCUGCGUAUACGCCACGUUCCGUGGCCCCGGACGGAAGCUGAGGCGGCUGACGGAGAGGCUCAACCGCGCCCGCGACGAUUCGGAGCGUCUGCGACCUGGCAGCGCUGCGGCCAUCUACGGUGUGCGGUCGCCGAACAGGGUAACCGGCUCCGUUUUCGCGGAGCGGAAGGUACUCGGGCGUGGGGAGGAGUGCAACUCCAUAAUCUCCAGGCUCGUCGACGAUUGCGAGGAAACAUGCCGUCCGGUAUCUCCGGUUAUUGCAGUGGUUGGCCAUGGAGGCAUCGGCAAAACCACGGUCGCUCAGUGCGUGUACAACGAUGCGAGGGUUGAAGCGCGGUUCGAUCUGAGAGCCUGGGUCUGCGUCUGGGACAGAUCAGAUGAGGCCGAGCUCACCAGGGAGAUUUUACAGUCCAUUGGUUGUGCAGAUGAUAAACCGUGUGAUGACGGUCUUGCCAGUUUAGACAGUUUGCAGGAGAAGUUUGAGAAUCUGGUUGCACGUAAGAGGUUCCUCCUGGUACUUGACGAUGUUUGGAUUGAUGAGGGUAAAACCGAGAAGGAGAAUAGGAGCAUUUGGAACAGAGUGUUGGUGCCACUUAGAUCUGCCACAACUGGGAGCAAGGUCUUGUUGACCACUCGGAUGAAACUAGUAGCUGAGGUUCUGAAUGCGGGUUAUUUGGUUUCGCUUGAUGGAUUAAGAAGCAGUGAUUGUUGGUUGCUGUUGAAGGAAGUUGCUUUGGGUGGAGAAACCAUGGAUUUUCCACCUGAGUUGCAAGAGGUUGCAGGAACUCUUGUUGCAAUGGUUAAGGGCUCACCUUUAGCUGCUAAAGCUAUUGGGCAAAUGGCAAGGAGCACCAGGAGCACACGGAAAUGGAGAACCCUGGUGAACACAGAAAUUAGUAAUGAUAUCAUUAUCUCUUCCAUCCAACUCAGUUACAAACACUUGCCGGGUCAUCUCCAGCGCUGCUUUGCAUACUGCAGCAUAUUUCCAUCAACUUGGAGGUUCAGUCGCUCUCAGUUGGUCAAUAUGUGGAUAGCUCUCGGUUUCAUUCAAUCAUCAGCAGAAGGGAAAGGGCUGGAAGAAUUAGGGCAAAAAUACUUUGAUGAUCUCCUAUCACGAUCCUUCUUUGGUACUGCAAAUAAAGACCAGCAAACAUAUUACUUCCUUGAUGACCUAAUGCACAUUUUGGCACAGCACUUCUCUGCUCAUGAUUGUAUGAAAAUCAACGAGGGCAUCCCUGUUGUGAUUCCACCAACAGUUCGUCAUCUGUCUGUUUCAACCGAUUAUUUACCACAGCUGAAGAGCAAAUACAGGUUGGGAAGGCUGCAAACAUUGUUAGUCCUCAGAAGCUCAUCGUUAUCUUCAGGUCAUUUCCCUAGAAAACUUCUGGCCAAAUUUAAGAACUUGCGGGUCCUGGAUCUGAGUGGAUCUGAUAUUGUAGAAUUGCCAGAAAGCAUUAAUCAGUUGGUACAUCUUCAUUACCUAGCUAUAUGCAGUAUAACUAACAAACUUCCCAAGACUAUAUACAUGCUUAAACAUCUUGAGGUGUGUGAUAUACCUAUAUUCUUAUUUCAUGAUGAUCAUCCUAGAGGUGUUGGUAAAUCUGUUACAGUUAAACGUCUCAAAACAUGCUGUGGCAAGCAGGCAAGGUCAGUUAAGUCCUUGAUUGAUGUGUAAGGACUGUUAUAGGAAAAGGAUUAACCUGCACGGCUUAUUAGUUAAUCGAUCAACCAAUGUCUGACUUUCAGAAUCAAACUUUACAGUAAUCCCAGCAGCAGGCAUGAAGUGCAAUUUUUCUUUUCAAUUCGACACCUUCAAGCUCUAGAAUCCAUUUCUACUCAGCCUGUUUCUGUGAUUUGGUGUCAGAAUAACUCCAGUUUGGUGGAUCAAGAAUCUGGUUGUUCACAUCCAUCAAAACUUCAAACUAUUUUGUGUUGGUUUGUUUGAUAGUCCCAGGUUGGUACUUUGCAACCUUUCAAGCCCUCUUUAUUGCAGGACUACUUGGCUGUUUUGCCUAUCCGCAACUUAUGUAUAGUUAUUUUAUUUUUACUUUUAUUUUUUUUAUUUCCAUUUGUAAGGUAUUCCAUUUUGGUUUUCACUGUCAACUGGUGCAAACAAGACUGUUGCAACAGGGAAAAAAUAGACUAUGAUACCAUAACUG